Molecule: messenger RNA, 1710 nt
Organism: Zasmidium cellare ATCC 36951
Lineage: Eukaryota; Fungi; Ascomycota; Dothideomycetes; Mycosphaerellales; Mycosphaerellaceae
Exons: 5
Coding region: 1-1710 (569 amino acids)
Biological process (GO): lipid metabolic process; phosphatidylinositol-mediated signaling
Molecular function (GO): phosphatidylinositol-4,5-bisphosphate phospholipase C activity
Source: RefSeq, a predicted model, not a curated record
AUGGACACCAAGCCCGGCCUCACUGACCGCGUCAAGCACUACGCCAAGCAGGCUUUCGAACAGGACCCGAAGGGCUAUCAAUCAUUCGAAAAGUAUCUCGAGAACCUUCAAAAGCCGGAGUCUUCAGCUGCACUGCCGUUAGAGGCAGACACCAGCCACCCGUUGGCCCAUUACUUCAUCUCCAGUUCCCACAACACGUAUCUGUCGGGGAACCAGCUCUGGGGCAAGUCCACGGCCGAUUCCUACAAGAAUGUCCUCAAACGCGCAUGUCGGUGCAUAGAGAUCGAUCUCUGGGAUGGGGGAUCCCCGUCAUCUUCAGAAGCUGAGGAGGCUAGCAAUACCGAGGACCGCGAUGUGAAGAACCUUGGUGGCCUUCUCAAAAAGGGCCUCAGUCGUCUACGAUCUCGUUCCAAUCCACAGAGAGCAGACACCGAUCUUGCUACUGCGGAUGAUAAGCUUAUGCCCACCCCUUGGCGCACCAAUUCGAGCAGAGACGAACCAGUUGUGUAUCAUGGCUACACCGCAACCAAGGAGAUGCCAUUUCGCAAGGUGUGCGAGGCAGUCCGCGACUACGCCUUUAGCAGGAGCGACCUACCUUUGAUCGUGUCCCUUGAGGUCCACUGCCAUCCCCCGCAGCAGGAGAUCGUUGUCGAGCUCAUCAACGACUAUUGGGGUGCUUACCUCCAACGCAUGCCGAAGGAUUUCUCGGAUUCGACGCCAAUGCCAACGUUAGAGAGCCUGAAGAACACCAUCUUGGUGAAGGUGAAGUACUCAACACCCGAGAAAGCCAAAGCCAAAGCCGAUCCCAACAAGUCGCCUUCAAAGAAUGGCAACGAUAAAGACUCUAGUGGAGACGAAGAUGCUGCCGAGGCAGUGAAGAAAGGCAAGAUCAUCGAAAGUCUGAGCAACUUGGGCGUCUUCACGCGUGCGUUCCACUUUGACAGCUUUGAUCAAGAAGCCGCAGCGAUCCCCACGCACGUAUUCUCGUUGGGCGAAAGCAAGCUGCUAGAGGCUUGCGAGAAGCAACCGAAGAAGCUCUUUGAGCAUAACUUACAUCACUUGAUGCGAGCGUACCCCAAGGGUAGCCGACUUCGAUCAUCGAACCUCGAUCCGGUGCCAUUCUGGCGUUUUGGCAUCCAAAUGGUUGCCUUGAACUUCCAAACGAUGAACGCUGCAAUGAUGCUCAAUGCAGCACAAUUUGAGGGCACGGGAGGAUGGGUUCUCAAGCCCAAGGGUUAUCUGCCAGUCGAAGGCCAGCAGCCAGCCCCGAAUCGAAUCGCACUAGAUGUCAAGGUCAGACUUCUGGCUGCCCAAGGUCUCGGUCGCGAAGAUGACAUACCAAGCGUAUACGUCAAGUGUGAGCUGCACGUCGAGAGCAAAGCCGAGGCGGAGGACGGACAGAUCCCUCGCGGUGGGAAGAACAAGGGAGGAGAAUACAAAAGGCGCUCGACGUUGCGGCAUAGUCGAGACCCUGACUUUGGAGGCGACUGUUUGGAGUUUUCUGGAGUGCAGCAAGUGGUCCCUGAAUUGAGCUUCCUACGAUUCAAAGUGAUGGACGAUGCCUUGGCGCAAAAAGAUCGCUUGCUUGGAUGGGCUGCUUAUCGAAUCGAUCGGUUGCCGCGAGGCCAAGUCCUCGUUCAUCUUCGGGGAGAAGAUUCCAAGGUCAAUGGCGGCAAGCUGCUUCUGGAUAUACAAGUCAAAACUGCCUGA